Ailuropoda melanoleuca (giant panda) is the source of this 3584-nucleotide messenger RNA. RefSeq names its product lysophosphatidylcholine acyltransferase 1 (gene LPCAT1). The record is from RefSeq and is a predicted model, not a curated record. The transcript is spliced from 14 exons. NCBI's taxonomy places the organism in Eukaryota, Metazoa, Chordata, Mammalia, Carnivora, Ursidae. Bases 166 to 1623 code for a protein of 485 amino acids. Gene Ontology annotation, cellular component: endoplasmic reticulum. Gene Ontology annotation, molecular function: calcium ion binding; 1-acylglycerophosphocholine O-acyltransferase activity; lysophosphatidic acid acyltransferase activity.
CACAAGGAGCUUGGACAGCUUACAUGAGGACGAUGUUAGUGGCCUUGGUGGAGAGGAGGGAGUGACCGUCAGGGGCGUCUGAGCUGGGCCUUGUGACCAGAGAGGCCUUCGGCAGAGAGUUCCAGACAGCAUGCGAGGUGAAUUCACUGCAGAUUGAUUGUGUUCAUGACGCUGACGCUCUUCCCCAUCCGGCUACUGCUCAUUGUCACCAUGAUGCUGCUUGCCUGGCCCUUCACGUUCUUCGCGACACUGGGAUCCUCAGACCAGGAGCCCGAGCAGCCCCCGGCCACGUGGCGCAAGGUCGUGGACUUCCUGCUCAAGGCCAUCAUGCGCACCAUGUGGUUUUCCGGCGGCUUCCACUGGGUGGUCAUGAAGGGGCAGCAGGCCUCGCCGCCUGAAGCCUCCAUCCUCACCCUGGCUCCACAUUCCUCCUACUUCGAUGCCAUCGCCGUCACCCUGACGAUGUCCUCCAUCGUGAUGAAGGCAGAGAGCAGAGACAUCCCGAUAUGGGGAACUCUGAUAAAGUACAUCCAGCCGGUGUUCGUGUCCCGGUCGGACCAGGACUCGCGCAGGAAGACCGUGGAGGAAAUCAGGAGACGUGCGCAGUCACGUGGGAAGUGGCCACAGAUAAUGAUUUUUCCAGAAGGAACAUGUACCAACAGGACCUGCCUAAUUACCUUCAAGCCUGGUGCCUUUAUCCCUGGAGUUCCUGUCCAGCCCGUGGUUCUGCGAUACCCGAAUAAACUGGACACCAUCACGUGGACAUGGCAAGGACCCGGAGCGUUGAAAAUCCUGUGGCUCACGCUGUGUCAGUUUCACAACCGAGUGGAGAUCGAGUUUCUCCCCGUGUACAGCCCUUCGGAGGAGGAGAAGAAGGACCCCGCGUUGUACGCCAGCAACGUCCGGCGUGUCAUGGCCGAGGCCCUGGGCAUCUCUGUAACCGACUACACAUUUGAGGACUGCCAGCUGGCCCUGGCGGAAGGACAGCUCCGUCUCCCUGCGGACACCUGCCUUCUAGAAUUUGCCAGGCUGGUGAGGGGCCUGGGGUUAAAACCAGAAACACUCGAGAAAGAUCUGGAUAAAUAUUCCGAAAGCGCCAAGAUGCAGAAGGGAGGAAAGCUGGGUCUCCCCGAGUUUGCGGAGUACCUGGGCGUCCCCGUCUCAGACACCCUGGAGGACAUGUUCUCCCUGUUCGAUGAGAGCGGAGACGGCAGGAUGGACCCUCGGGAGUACGUGGUCGCCCUGUCUGUCGUCUGCCGGCCGGCCCAGACUCUGGACACCAUCCAGCUGGCGUUCAAGAUGUAUGGGUCACAGGACGGUGACAUCGAUGAGGACACCCUGUCCAGCAUCCUCAAGACUGCCUUAGGGGUGGCAGAGCUCAGUGUGACCAGCCUUUUCCAGGCCAUCGACCAGGAGGGGGCGGGGAGGAUCACAUUCGCUGACUUCUGCAGGUUUGCGGAAAUGUUCCCCAACUUCGCAGAGGAGUACCUGUACCCCAGGCAGACCCAUUCGGACAGCUGCGCACAGACGCCCCCCACUCCGACCCCCAACGGCUUCUGUGCGGACUUCAGCCCUGAGAACUCGGAUGUUGGAAGGAAACCGUUUCGUAAGAAACUGGACUAGGACAGAAGGUUCUGGAGAGAUGAGGCCUCUCUGCGGCCCUGUCACCACCCGCCUCCACCUGGCCGUGAGCCUGUUCACGGUGACACAGCCGGGCCUCGCUCUCCCGCGUGUGCUGUGCAUGUACUGGCCUCGGGCCCAAGUUCUGCAACACCCGGGGUCGUUCUGCCCCUGUUCCUUUGUGGAGAGCCCCGCGUGAGGGCGGGCCUGCGCCUGAGCCACGAGGCUGUGUGGGCCCCGGGGGCUGUCCCUCCCACGACACCCGGGCUGGGGCCCCAGCUAUGGCCGAGUCACCUGAACUGUCCCGGGUUCACUUCCCGUGGUCUUUCCUCACGUCCCCGCUGGAGUCCGUGCCCGGCGGCUCGUGCCGGUGGAUGGGCCUUCACAUGCACACGCGACACGCGUGAGACCGAGACGUGUCCCGUGCUUUUUGAUUCCAGCACAAAUUCUCUGCCAGCCUCUGUGGGCUCACCGUGUGGCAGAGCGUGGUCUGAUUUUUAAACAUUUCUAUAUUUGUGGGAACUCAUGCGUGUUUUAUAAACUUCAUUUAGAUGCUUCAGGAAGCAUUCAGCAUUUUUACAAAAGAAGAAGAAUUGUUUUCUAUUUCAGUUUUCCUUUGAGGGCCGGAGGGUAUUUAUUUAUAGGCCCUUUUUUGAUAGAAUCCGAGGCUGUCUGGGGCUUUCACUUAAAUCUCUUUCUGGCCUCUCUCUACCAGGUACAUUCCGCGUCCGGGUCCGCCGCACGCACCUGGCCCAGACGCCUUUUCUGCUUCUUUAAUCCUUUCCAAAUCCCCCUCUUUUUUAUAAACAUUACCAGCUUGGUAUUUCUGUUCAGCGUGACGGAACCUACUUCAGGGCACCGCGAAUCCGGCCGAGCGCCGGCGAGGUGCGUGAGUCAGGCAGGAGGCGCAGCGGGACGGCCCUGGCCUGUCUGCUGAGCCUCCCGGAGGCUGACGCCCGGGCGGACGCGCAGGGCCUGGUGGAGGCUGCCUGGCGCCCCGCCUCCGUCCGGUGGCGGCACCUGCCCCUGGCCUCCCCGCACCGCGGCACGAGGCCGGCACCCCGGGCGCAGGGAAGGCGCUGGGGCCACGGCGGCGUCAGAGGCGGGGAGCAGAGCGUCCGCACACAGGAAAGGGACGCGGUGGUGUUGCCGCUCCUGGCGCUGAGCUCAGCCCCCGGCGUCGCGUCCUCCCCGCACGGUGAGAGGUCUGCUCUUAAAGCACAAGGACCACGGCCUCUAGUCCGGUCUGCGGCAAAGCCUCCGGGUUUGUUUGGGGAAGGAAAUUCUUCUGAAUUUCUAAAGGGGUUGGAUUUUGUACUUGGGCCUCUCCAUAGAAAGCGACCGCCAGGGCCGCCAGAAAAAACGCUUCCUGACUUCCCGAGGUGUGCCCGCUGUGCGUUUCCAGCAGCGGCCCGGAGCGAAGGGAAGGCCUGGCCUCCGUUCCGCCCGCCUCCACCCACCAGCGAGGCAGGGCCGGCCGGGUGCCAGUGGUGCGGGGUCCGCACGCUUGCAGCCCGGACGCAGCCUUCGUAGCUCGCCGUCACCCACUUUCAACGGCAGAAUGCAUAAAAAUUCAUUUUUAUAAGAGAAAAAGUACAUGUGACCAAUGAAGGAGGUACAUAAACAAAGAGAUUCCGAGGGAAGGGACCCUGGCUCGCGGCUCCUGCCUCUGUGUCUGUGGAUGAAGGGCUUUUUGAAUGAAAUGCCGCUGUGCAUUUUCAGGAAAAAAUCUCUGAUAAGCAGACUUGGAAUGGAGGUUUGUUCCUCCUGACUUUCUUCUCCAUAGUGACUUCGCGUCAGUGGCAUUCAGAACUGUGAAUGUAUAUAGUUUUGGAGUGAAAUCCCUUUCGUGUGAGGUGGGGGCAGAAGGGGCCCCACGGGGACCGGGAGUCCAGGGUGGGCGCCGUGGAACAGCUCUGCAUUGUCAAUGGAAUGAAUAAAACAUGGUCGUACCCACCUGACGA